AUGAGAAAUCUUCGCGUCUUGGCACCUUGGGGUCUUCUGAUCAUCUGUGGAUUGAUCGACCAGAGCCAUUCCCUGCCUGUGCCUGGCUUAGGAAAUGACGUGGCGGAGUCGAUAGUUAGAGACGUGAAGGGUGAUGAAACUUCCACACCAGCUCAAGAGGAAGUUUGGCAACAAGUAAGCAGCAGAUCAAGCCGUAGAAAACAAAAAUACGUAGUGAAGAACACAACUCUGAAAGAGAUUGAGGACAACCCUCUUGAAGAGGAUGAAAAGUUUCCUGAAGGAGCUGGGCAGAACACAUUUCCUUCGACAGAUUCAUCAUCUGCAUCCGACAAGACAUCUAAAACCAACCCAAUGAUUCAUAGAGAUCUCACAUCGGCUCAGGAGGAACUUUUAAAAAACAUGAGCGGUGCUUUACUCCGUAGAAGAAGAAAAAGAGCAAGGAAGGCAGCUCUCAAAAAGAUUGCAGAAAACACUCCAGAAGAAGGUGAAAAGUUUCUUGAAGGAGCUGAGCAGAACACUCUUCAAAAGCUGGCACCAACUUCAAAUGAAAUAAUGGAACAAGAAAGCACUGGGUUACGUCUCAGAAGAAAAAACCUUAGGCGGGUGAAGAAGGCACCUGUUAGAGAGAUUGAAGACAGCCCUCCUGAAGAGGUUGAAGAGGAAAUUGCAGAUCAACACCCUGUUGCAACUGCAUUUAAGAGAAUUGUGAUAUAUUAUCUGUUAGGUUACCAAUCAAUGAUGGGAAAUAGUUUUGGUCAAAGGGUUGGGAAUGAUCCAUUUGCACGGUUCUUUUGA
This is a messenger RNA of Melampsora larici-populina 98AG31, 795 nucleotides long. RefSeq lists its product as uncharacterized. The coding region runs from base 1 to 795 and encodes 264 amino acids. The transcript has a single exon. NCBI's taxonomy places the organism in Eukaryota, Fungi, Basidiomycota, Pucciniomycetes, Pucciniales, Melampsoraceae. The record is from RefSeq and is a predicted model, not a curated record.